CUCUAUCUGUACCGCAUGUGCUCUUUCAGCUGAGCGUGGAACCGUGCUGGUCGCGGUCAGUCGGUGCCGGAUUAAUUCCUCGUGUUGUUAUGGCUCUUGGUAGUGAAGUGAAUGACGAUAAUUCUUCAAGACAUACAUCUCAUAAAGUGAAAAAAUGUCCAGUUAAUAAUAAUGUGAACAAUAAAAGUGGUAGCGAGAAUGUUAACAAAGAAAAAGCGGAGAAGCAUUCGGCAAAGAUGAAUAAGGAUAGCGGGACAAAGCCAGUUAUAUGCAGCAAUGGGAACUCAAGUACACCGAAUGGCCGAGCGGAUGACGAAGGUGGCGGCGGUGUCUCGUCCAUACCACGUGUAUCAUACGCAGCCGCCGCUAAGAAAGCUCUAUCGCCAACCAUCAACAAUGCUCCUAUGCAAUUCCCGACUGCUGCGGAAUGCCAGAAGGUUAACAAAAGUGAGAAAUCUUUAGAAGGAAAUUCUGGUGAUGCGACAAUAAAUAUGAAUGGCGAAAAAUCUAUUUCUAAUGAUAAUCACUGUAAGAAAGAUAAAUUAAGCACCAAAGAACCAAUAACUAACGGCACUGAAAUAAAUAGCGUACACAUUGUUAAUGGUAACCCACAAAAAAGUCCUGAUUGUGAUAUUAGUAAUAGUAAUAAUGCUAAACUAGUUUCUAAUGGUAUUAACAGUGAUUUGGAAGAAACCAAAUCAAAUAAAUCUGACGAAAGAAGUACAAUUUCGUCAACUGAUGUAACACCAAACGUUUCGGAUGUAAGUCUUAAUAAAAAAAAGGAAAGUAAAAAGGGAGCUGCGUUGGAAAAGAAUAGUCAAUCCGAAAAGUCUAAAUCUCCUGAAAAACGUAAUGAUGAUAUGGAGGAUGAAAGUAAUGAAGCAAAUUCUAACAAUUGCUCAGAAAAGGCAAACGGUGAUACCAAUAAAAUUGUUAACGGCGAUAAAGACAGAGAGUCAUCACCUAGUGAAGAUGGUGAUGAUAAGAAAAGAGAUGCUGAAGUAGUGUUUAUACAGGAUAUGGGUUUUACUGUGAAAAUUGUAAGUCCAGGCGCUGAGCCCCUCGAUAUUCAGGUGUCUAGUAUGGAGUUAGUACAAGAAAUUCACCAGGUUUUAAUGGAUCGGGAGGAUACAUGCCACAGAACGUGUUUCUCUCUACAAUUAGAUGGUGUAACAUUGGAUAACUUUGCUGAGCUAAAAAAUAUUGAAGGUUUAAAAGAUGGUUCGAUUAUUAAGGUUGUUGAAGAGCCGUACACAAUGCGUGAGGCGCGUAUUCACGUCCGCCACGUGCGGGAUCUGCUGAAAUCAAUAGAUUAUGUGGAUGCCUAUGCCGGUCAGGAAUGCAGCUCUUUAGCGUUUUUAAAUGUUAUUACACAGGGUGAUAUUUUAGAAAAAAAGAAAUCUAGACCCGAAAGUGUAGACUGCACUCCCCCAGACUACAUAAUGCCUGGAAGCACUGAACGGCCCCUGCUUCCGUUACACCCGGGCUUAACUAAGGAAAAUAAAGCCCCGCAAUGUUUAAAGGUGCUAACAACAUCUGGUUGGAAUCCGCCGCCUGGACCACGCAAAAUGUGCGGAGACCUGCUGUACUUGCACGUGAUUACAUUAGAGGACCGGCAGUUCCAUAUCACUGCUUGUCCUCGCGGUUUCUACCUCAAUCAAUCCACCGAAGAAGUGUUCAACCCCAGACCAUCUACACCGUCUCUAUUGUGCCACUCACUAAUAGAGCUGCUUAGUAUCGUAUCGCCGGCGUUUAAACGCAAUUUUGCGCUUGUACAAAAGCGACGCAUGCAAAAACACCCCUUCGAGAGAGUGGCCACGCCCUAUCAAGUCUACCAAUGGGCGUCGCCCAUGCUCGAUCAUACUGUUGACGCUAUACGGGCUGAAGAUACGUUCUCUUCCAAACUGGGUUAUGAGGAGCACAUCCCAGGUCAGACGAGAGAUUGGAACGAAGAGUUGCAAACGACAAGGGAACUGCCACGCGGCACUCUGCCUGAGAGAUUGUUGCGGGAACGAGCCAUUUUCAAGGUACACAGUGACUUCGUAGCCGCAGCUACACGCGGUGCGAUGGCGGUGGUAGACGGCAACGUGAUGGCGAUCAACCCGGGUGAAGAGCCAAAGAUGCAGAUGUUCAUAUGGAAUAAUAUAUUCUUCUCGCUCGGUUUCGAUGUGCGCGACCAUUAUAAGGAUCUUGGUGGGGAUGCUGCCGCUUUUGUUGCACCGCGCAACGACUUACAAGGCGUGCGCGUAUACAGCGCAGUGGACACAGCCGGGUUGCACACACUCGGCACAGUAGUGGUGGACUACAGGGGGUACCGAGUGACCGCACAGUCCAUCAUACCGGGGAUACUGGAGAAGGAGCAAGAGCAGAGUGUUGUGUACGGCAGUAUUGACUUUGGGACCACGGUGCUGUCCCAUCCCAAGUAUAUGGAGCUGCUCAGCAAAGCUGGCCAGCAACUGAAGAUAAUGCCGCACUCAGUGAUCAGCGCGAACGGCGAGACAGUAGAACUUUGCUCCAGUGUAGAAUGCAAGGGUAUCAUCGGCAAUGAUGGCCGCCAUUACAUCCUCGAUUUAUUGCGCACCUUCCCACCAGAUGUUAACUUCUUGCAGUUGCAAGACGAUGAUCUGAGAGAGGACAUAAAAUCGAUGGGAUUCCCAAUUAUUCAUAAGCACAAAUUAUGUUGCCUUAGACAGGAAUUGGUGGAUAGCUUUGUUGAGGCUCGUUAUUUCAUGUUCAUUCGCUAUGCGGCGUUCCACUUACAACAGUUAAGUGCGAAACGUAGCAAGGCCACAGAACAGAAAUCCAUUGAGGCAAAUAAAGAAUCUGAAAAGAAAGAGGCUGUAGCUGAGACUGUAAAAGAAAAGAGAGACACUAAGAGUCAGGAGAAGGAAACGAAAGAUAAAAAAGGAAAAGAUGCUAAGGAUAAGAAGGCUAAGAAAGAAGAGAAGGCUGAAAAGGCAGAAAAGACAGAAAAGGUUGAAAAGACGGAAAAGGUAGAAAAGGUUGAAAGGGCAGAAAAGGUUCCAAAGACAGAAAAGGUUGAAAAAAUUGAGAAGGUUGAGAAAGUUGAAAAGGAAGUUAAAAAAGAUGCGGAAAAAGAUGGCGAAGAUUUGCUUCUAAAUGAGAACCUUUCCGAAAUCGAUACAGAUGUUGCAAAGAAAAUAGUUGAAAGUAUUACAGAUUCUAUUUGCAGUGGAGAGAAACAGGAAAACGAUACUGGUGAACGUUCACGCGCAGUGGUAGCUGCAGCAGCUCGUGCAGUGGCCUCUUUGAAGGAGUCAGAAUUCGAUGUUCGUUUUAACCCAGACGUGUACUCGCCGGGCAUCAAACAUGCUGCCUCACCGGAACAGCUUGCUAAACAACGGCAUCUGGUCAAGGAGGCUGCUGCCUUCUUGCUUACCACACAGAUUCCUGCUUUUGUACGCGAAUGUCUCGAGCACACGUCCGCUCCCAUGGACGGCGCGGGCCUGACUGAAGCACUACACGCACGUGGUAUCAACGUGCGCUAUCUCGGACGCGUGGCCGUCGCGUUGAAACCGCACGCUUCAUUGAGUUACUUGCACGCUAUUGCGGUCGCUGAGCUUAUACUGCGGUCUGCGAAACACGUGUAUACAACUUAUUUGCAGGGUUGCGAAGCCAUGUGCACGGGCGCGGCCGUCUCCCACUUCCUGAACUGUCUGCUGGGCGCGUGCGGUUCCCCCGUAGCGUCUGCUAUAGAAGCCCCCGCCGCGGCCCGCUCCACCAGACCCCGCGGGCGCCGCGCCAGACGGGCUCGUCACGCGUCUCCCCCCUCGCCCGCCUCCCCCUCACCCGACUGGCAGAACUUAACGCCCAAGACGCUGUUCGCGCAAAUUAAACAGGAGCUAAAGGCUUACUGGGGAUAUGAAUUGAAUGCUGAUAACAUGGAUGCAGUUAUAGAGAAGCAUGGUCUACAAAAAAUUUCUCUGCUCAGGUCGUUCGCACUUAAAGUUGGCUUACAAAUUAUGCUUAGAGAAUAUGACUUCGACAAUAAAAACAAGACUACAUUUUCUUCAGCCGAUAUUAUGAAUAUAUUCCCAGUUGUUAAACAUAUCAACCCAAGAGCCUCCGACGCGUACAACUUCUACACAACCGGCCAGAACAAGAUUCAAGCGGGCGCCGUAUCCGAAGGCCACGAACUUAUUGGCGAAGCCCUAAACCUUCUCAACAACGUAUAUGGAGCUAUGCAUGGAGAGAUAGCGCAGUGUUUGCGUAUGGUAGCUCGCUUGUGCUAUGUGACCGGGGAACAUAGAGACGCAAUGGCGUACCAGCAGAAGGCAGUGCUUAUGUCGGAACGUGUUAAUGGCAUCGACCACCCGUAUACUAUAACGGAAUAUUCUCACUUGGCGUUAUACUGCUUCGCAAACGGGCAAGUGAGCACAGCGUUGAAGCUGUUGUACCGCGCGCGUUACCUUGCCUUGCUGAUUUGCGGUGAAAACCAUCCGGAGAUGGCUCUCCUUGAUAGCAACAUAGCGCUGAUCCUGCACGCGGUGGGCGAGUACGAGCUGUCGCUGCGGUUCGCGGAGCGGGCGCUGGCGGUGACGAGCGCGACGCACGGCGGGCGCUCGCUGAAGGCGGCGGUGGCGCGCCACCUGCUCGCGCGCACGCUCUCCUGCCUCGCCGACUUCCGCGCGGCGCUCGCGCACGAGAAGGAGACCUACACCAUAUACAAGGCGCUGCUGGGUGAGAAGCACGAGAAGACGCGCGAGUCGUCGGAGUGCCUGCGGCACCUGACGCAGCAGGCGGUGGUGGUGCAGAAGCGGCUGGCGGAGUUCGGCAAGCCCGCGCUCGCCCCGCACCCGCACCCGCCCAUACACAUCCAGCCGCCCGCCAUGGCCUCCGUCAUCGAUAUGCUCAACCUGAUCAACGGGAUACUCUUCGUGCAGAUUAGUCCCCAAGACAUAGAGCAGUUCAAAGCGGAGAUAGAGAAAAGACAGUUGAAGGACCUGCCGAUACCGAGCGCGCUGAACGAGCCGGACAAGAGCGACGCGCCCAAACGUGCCGACAGUUGAACGUAGCGGGGACACGUAGCCAUAGACACCCCGUUUUGUAUUGUCUAUGGACUCGAGAGUUGUGCACUCUGUGCUUGUCUAUGCCUCACUGAGUGAACGAAUUGGGAAUGAAUGACGCGGGAUUUUGUUUUGGAUAUACAAAAAGUGCAAUAAAAAAUUAUGUAGGUCUUUAAACGAAUUAGAGCCAAGUGUUAAUGAUAUUGGAGAUAAUGCUUGGUUGAUACAAAAAUUACUUCUAAAUUAUUUUAAAGAAUAUAACUAGUUAUGGAAAAGAAUAUAUAUUGGUGUGGUCGUUUAUUUACAAAUUUGCUCACUCAUGUAGACAUAGAAUAUAGUUACCAAUACUAUAGUCGUUACUACUGUAAUUUUAAAGCUAUUUGACUAAUCAAUUGAAAUGAAUCCUAUGAUCUAUAUUGAUGUUGUUGAUGGAAUUUUAAAUAUGUAUCGUACUUAGUUCAGAGGUGUGCCCAAUGCAGCAUGAUUGAAGAAAAUUGUUAAUACCUCUAGUAAACUUUAAAAUACUAAGGUAUAUGUAUUUUCUGAAAUAUGUAUAACUUUUAAAACUAGGUAUAUGAAGUCGUCCAAAGUCCGUUGAAAUGAAUGCACAACUUUCGAGCCCUUUAAUUUUAUCGAUUGAUGAUAUUGUUCCUUAUUAUCUAUGAAUGUAUGCUGUAGUGAAUAGUGUGCUAAGGUUUGAUGUAGAUUUUUUUUUGUUAGACAAAUUUUGAGAAAAUUAUUUUGAUCAAAUAUAAUUAAGUGUUAUUUUAUAAAUUCUCGCAAUGCGCAAUAGUGUCUAUGCAUGAGCGUUAUAUUCGGUUCGAUCGGCGGUUAUCGUGGAUUUAUUUCGUAUUUCGACGCCUCCUUGCAAUCACGGUCGCCCACAAGUAGUGCAAUUUAUGUAGUGAUAAUAGCAGUAAGUUUUGGUUGUGAUCCCGAAAGUGCGCGUCGCUGUAAUGCUGUACUGGUGCUACUGCCAAUUUGUCUUAUAUCUAUUAUUAUACGAUGGUUUAUCGAUUGUUAACGACGAGCAAUAAUUGUCUUAUUCGAUUGUGGGUAUAUUGUUGGAGUACCGAUAGUUGGUAGAGGAUUGAAUAUAUUGUCAUUGAAAUGUAACCGGUCUCGGAAAUGGCUCCCCUAGAAUGUGAAAAGUUUUGUUGCUACGGAUAAGCAAGGGUACUUGUGAUAAAGCGCCGAUUAAAUACUGCCUUAACGAUUCGUCUUUAGUUCUCUGAUUUUAGCGUAGUUAGUGCCAUAUGUGUAGUGAGAGUUAGUUUUUUUUAUUAAUAUUUUCUGUUAGACUGUGAUAUGGUGUCGAAUCAUCGAGUGACUUGCCUUGUCGAAGCAAUGGAGCUUUUGCCUAUCAAAUUACGCUUUACUAUGAUUAUGAAAUUUUAAUGAAAUAUCAAAUACAAUUUUAGAACUGUAAAAUGACGAAAAUGUUUUAUUCUUCUAAUUAUUCAUAUAUCUGUCUGUGUGUUAUGAUUAUUGUCUUUCUCGAGAUAUGAAUGUAAUCACUUAGCAUGUCAAUGAAUUUUAAUAAAUAUCGUAAAGAACGAUGAUGCCCUGUAUACUAAUGUAUUUUUAUAUGUUACGUUUUCCAACUCGAGCAAAAUAAAUGUAUAAAAUUUCGAGCACAAAAUCUUGCAAUAAUUUAUGUACGCUGUUAUAUAUUUCCGUUGUUUUUUCUGUUUACGUUUUUUAUGCUUUAUUUUAAUUUCUGGAAUCAAGCCUAUCUAUGUAAAGUUUUGAUUUAUUUUUUGUAUAAAUUAUGAGACUCUGCCAACUAACAUUAAAUAUUGUUUAAUUGUCAUCAAAUGCGGGAUGUAAGUUUUGGAUCACAAUAGUGAGGUACACCGUACAAGUGACAUUGCGUAGGUUUUAGAGCCGAAUUAUAGCGAUGCGCAUCGCAUUCUGGUGCAAUAAGUAAGUUUGUAUUGGUGUUCACAAUCCUAUGGUUAUAUUACCUUGUUCCGAAGAUAGAUGUUAUAUAAUAUAAGGUGUUGGUCGAUACGAUACGUGCCUAAACUUACAAUAAUGAUGUUGUUGUUGUUACAUUUCUUUAACAAUAUAACGAUCAUGUAAAUACGACGCUGUUCGUAGUUCACUAAUAAAGUUCGUUUUUAAUUUA
Colias croceus (clouded yellow) is the source of this 7158-nucleotide messenger RNA. It is a transcript of the gene clu, whose product is annotated as clustered mitochondria protein homolog. Gene Ontology annotation, molecular function: protein binding; mRNA binding. The transcript is spliced from 24 exons. Gene Ontology annotation, cellular component: cytoplasm. The record is from RefSeq and is a predicted model, not a curated record. Gene Ontology annotation, biological process: intracellular distribution of mitochondria. NCBI's taxonomy places the organism in Eukaryota, Metazoa, Arthropoda, Insecta, Lepidoptera, Pieridae. The coding region runs from base 90 to 5030 and encodes 1646 amino acids.